Neohortaea acidophila is the source of this 719-nucleotide messenger RNA. RefSeq lists its product as uncharacterized. The record is from RefSeq and is a predicted model, not a curated record. Lineage: Eukaryota; Fungi; Ascomycota; Dothideomycetes; Mycosphaerellales; Teratosphaeriaceae. The coding region runs from base 120 to 626 and encodes 168 amino acids. The transcript has 2 exons.
GCUUACCAAACUUGUUUCGCAGCUUUUCUUUCCACUUCUUUUGUUUGCCUACAAGAGCAAGGUCGCGUUCUCGACACAGCAUCCAACCUCUCUCCAUCCCACUGCCAUCAGAAGUCAUCAUGGCUCACAUCAUCGACUUCUCAGGAUUGUUCGCCAAGUUCGAAGCCACAACGGCGGCUGUAGACGCCCUCACCAAAGCCGUUCAAGCCAAGGAUGCCCAAGUGGACGCUCUUACCAAGGCUCUCCAAGCGAAGAGCGCCAAAGGCGGACUGAGUGACAUGCGCGAACAGAUUCUUGCAAACGCCGAGAUUCUCUGGCCGAUGGUACAAACCGAGUCGUCUGAGAAACCGACGCUUCCACCGCGCUCGAAUGCGAUACCAUCUGGCCACGACGACGAGUUCAAGGCACAGGUCGUCUAUUCCUUCAAGCAAGGCGGUACAGAGUUCGUGUUCAUCAAGGGCGAUUUUGCACACACUGCAGAAGAGGCUAUGAGCUAUUUGUUGGAAGCUUCGAUGUCGAUGAUGGAAAAUUGGCUUCCCUCGAUCUACAUUGAAAGGGACGGCCGGGGUAGAGCAUUCAAGAGCAAUGCUACCGUAGGAGGGGACUGGUUUGGUGCAGUGCGUUGAUAGUGCACGACAAGCCUCAGAAACGGAUGAACGAUCGUCGGCACGACAAGGCGUACAGAUAGCAAGCAGGAAGCAAGCGAGAAGCAAACUAGU